Molecule: messenger RNA, 4076 nt
Organism: Notodromas monacha
Lineage: Eukaryota; Metazoa; Arthropoda; Ostracoda; Podocopida; Cyprididae
Source: the annotation of a GenBank genome assembly
AUGAAGUACCACUGGGAGUCUCACGAUUACAAGCGGGCCGGUGUCGAUGACAUGGUCCUCCUGACGCAGAUUUCGGACACGGCCGUAGUUGAAAACCUGAAGAAACGCUUUUUGGACGAUUGCAUUUAUACGUACAUUGGACCCGUUCUGGUAUCAGUGAACCCUUUCAAGUCACUGCCUUUGUAUGACGGGAAGAACGUGGAAAAAUACCAAGGAGCCGCUCAGUAUGAAAAUCCACCACACGUGUUCGCUCUGACUGACGAAAUGUACCGGGAUAUGAUGAUUGAGAAUGAAAGCCAGUGUGUCAUCAUCAGCGGAGAAUCCGGUGCUGGGAAAACUGUCGCUGCCCGUCACAUAAUGAAUUACCUCACUCGUGUAUCCGGAGGCGGAUCUAAAGCUCAUCAUCUCAAGGACGUCAUUGUUGAGUCGAAUCCGCUGCUGGAAGCCUUUGGCAAUGCAAAAACCGUUCGCAAUGACAAUUCCAGCAGAUUUGGAAAAUACGUGGAAAUCAGUUUCACGGUUGGCGGAGCCCCGAGUGGCGGUCAGGUGACAAAUUUUCUGCUGGAGAAAAGCCGAGUAGUGCAUCAGAAUCCCGGUGAAAGGAAUUUCCACAUAUUUUACCAGUUGCUGAGGCAGAAGAAUAAGACUUUGUCCGACAGACUCGGUCUUGUGCAACUCGAGUAUUUCGACUACAUGCGACAAAGCAAUUGCUUCAAUGUCGACGGAGUUGACGAUGCCUCGGAGUUUGAAGAGACUGGAAAAGCGAUGAAAGUCAUGGGACUCGAUCAGAGUGCUCAGUUUGAAAUCUUCUCCAUUGUUGCUGCUGUGCUUCAUCUCGGAAACAUCCAGUUUUUUGAGGAUGGGAAUUAUGUUAAAGUUUCUCCAGAAACUGCUGCAUACCCUGCUUAUUUGCUCGGAGUUUCGGAAGACCUUCUCCGACGGAAAUUGGAAAGUCACGUGAUGGAGUCCAAGUGGGGAGCCACGACGGAAAGCACGGAGUUGCUUCACAACUACGAGCAGGCGUGUUACGCGAGAGACGCUCUUGCCAAAGAGCUGUACUCGCGGAUGUUCAACCACGUGGUGUUGUGCGUGAAUCAGGCAUUGGCCAACCGGAACGAGGACCAAGUGCGGAUCGGGAUCCUGGAUAUUUACGGAUUCGAGGUCUUUGACUCGAACGGCUUCGAGCAGUUUUGCAUCAACUAUGUGAACGAGAAGCUGCAGCAGAUUUUCAUCGAUUUGACUCUGAAGGCUGAACAGGCGUGUUACGCGAGAGACGCUCUUGCCAAAGAGCUGUACUCGCGGAUGUUCAACCACGUGGUGUUGUGCGUGAAUCAGGCAUUGGCCAACCGGAACGAGGACCAAGUGCGAAUCGGGAUCCUGGAUAUUUACGGAUUCGAGGUCUUUGACUCCAACGGCUUCGAGCAGUUUUGCAUCAACUAUGUGAACGAGAAGCUGCAGCAGAUUUUCAUCGAUUUGACUCUGAAGGCUGAACAGGAGGAAUAUCAUGUGGAGGGAAUCAACUGGACACCAAUCGAAUACUUCAACAACAAAAUUGUCUGUGAAUUGAUUGAAGGCAGGAAUCCACCGGGUUUGAUGUGCAUCUUGGACGACAUUUGCGUUUCUAUGCACGCAGUCAGUGAAGGUUCAGACGAGAAUUUCUUGAAGGUCCAGUACUUGGGGUUGAAGGAAAAUGUGCGGGUUCGUCGUGCGGGUUUUGCUUACCGCCGGCCCUUUGAUAAAUUUCUGAGGAGGUACUCGAUUCUUUGUCCUCGAACUUGGCCGAAAUGGUUCGGAGAACCGAAGGAGGGCGUGAAACUCAUUCUUACGAGCGUGGGUCUGGAUUCGAGUCAAUGCCAACUAGGGAAGACCAAGAUUUUUAUAAAAGCUCCGGAAUCUCUGUUCGACCUCGAAGAAUCGCGGCAGAGGAAGUUCGACGUGUACGCCCGAGUGAUACAGAAUGCGUUCCGCAACCACUUUGCCAAGCAGCGCCGCCUCGUCAUGUGCACGGAGGGCGCCGCUGUGUUGGGCGGCCGGAAGGAGCGCCGCCGGAACUCGGUGAACCGGAGCUACGUUGGGGAUUACAUCGGCGUCGACUCCAAGGCCGAGAUGCGUCAGUUUAUCCCGAGGCGGUGUCGGGUGGAGUUUGCGCAACGGGUGUCGAAAUUCGACCGGCGGUUCAACCGUUGCGACCGGGAUUUAAUUCUCUUUUCCCGCGGAAUCGUUCUUAUUGGGGAGGAGAAAACUGCGAAAGGACCGGAUAAAGGAAAAGUGGCAACUGUCAAGAAGCUGGAAGCUCGGUUUGAAGACAUCUGCGAAGUUAUUUUAUCUCCUUUCCAGGAUGGAAUGGUGUUGCUUCGAGUGAAGAACCAGUUUGAUUCCUUGUUGGAGAUCCCGUGCAAGACCGAGUUCCUGAGGGCCCUGUCCAAAUGCUACGAACACUCGGUGGGUGGUGGAGUUCCGCUGAAAUUCCUCCCGGAAUUUGAAUUUCAAGUGAAAAACUCGGGUUGGGGCGGAGGGGGCCUUCGGAAAGUUCGUUUCGAACGAGGUAACGGGAACGUGGCUGUUUUGAAGGCCGCUAGAAAAAUCCUCACGGUUUCCAUUGGACCCGGACUCGAUCCAGCGACGAAACCGAAUGUGACGAUGAGCGGGAGGAGACAAUUGAAUGGAAACGGCCUGGUUCCAGUCAGAGCCGCACCAACCGGGCCUUCCGUGAACCGGGCCAUGACAAUGAGAUGUGCCCCACCUUCGCGCCUACCUCCGUCACCGCCGGUCUCGGCCGCUUUCGGCGCCACUCGAUCGCCGCCAGUUGCUGCGUCUGCGUCCGCUGCUACAUCUGCUUCAGUCCUGCGCACAUCAGAAUUCGAUCAGAUCAAGGGACUCGCGGACAGAGUGAACAACAAUAACUUGCACGGAUUUCCGGUCGGAUCACUGCCGCUUACGAGACCAAGCUUCAACGGUUCUCCUCCUUCGAUCGCCGCAACGAAAGCCAAUAACGGAAAACCGCCUUCAAGUGGAGUAGUGUCAUGUUUCGUAAGUUUGCCUAGUACAUCAUCGUCGUCGUCGUCUUCAUCAUCGUCUCCUCCGAAUAAAGACUUUCCGUCUUCGCCCAAAAGACUCGUGCCCAAAAGAUCGCCCACUUUUUCGUCGACUUACUCCCCCAACGGAAAUAAUAGUUUGCCGGUCAUGAAUCCCUUUGGCACGUUGAACAUGUCUGAGUUGAAACAGGCGAUUGGAUCCAAAGUGAACAGCGAUGGCGGACGAAUGUUGUCAUCGCCGUCUUCGACAUCGAAGUCCAUGUCAAACAUUGGAGACAUGCAGCGGCAAACUUUGAAACCGGCUUUGCAUCCGAAACCCAAGCCUAGUCCCGGAGGCGGUCGUCCGAAGCCAGCAUUGCAGCCGAAACCCAAGUUGCCAGUGCAGAUCCAAGCACCAGCAGCUCCUCCAGCUGCCUCGGAUCAUCAGCGACAAAGGGAUCUCCUGAUGAUGGCAGAGGCCUUGUAUCCCUACGACGCCCGAGGCGAUGACGAAUUAUCUCUCAAGGUCGGCGACAGGAUCCGGAUUGUCAAAAGGGAUCCCUCUGGGUGGUGGGAAGGCAUUCUCAACUCCAAAGCCGGGCUUUUUCCGGGUAACUUUGUUCGCGAAAUGACUAUUUGAAAAGCCACGCGGGGAAGAGAAAAAAAAACCUUUAUCUUUUUUUGUUUUGUUUUAUAUAUGCCGUAUACAGUAUACUUUUUUUUUGGGGCUAGUUGGAAAGUUUUCAGAUAGAUUUUUCUUUUUUUUUCUCUGUUUAUUUGACAACUAGCCCUCGUGAUAGUCUUUAAUUUUCUCUCUUUUUGCCAGAAGCUUUUUUUUGCCGUCUGGUUUCUGAAGCGGUUUUUGCUUUUGGUAUGAAUGUUUUUUUUUGCGCUUUUUUUUAUACGAGAUGGGCCAGGAAAAAUCAGCGAAGUUUCAGUGUUAGUGUGACGAUGUGAUGGAAAUGACAAGUGGAUGAUUUGGCUGUAAAAUUAGGUGAGCACUUGCUGUAUUUAGGUUGAUUGUCAUUGCUGGUUAUAUGCACCUCCAAUUAUGAAUCAGAC